Messenger RNA from Thermothelomyces thermophilus ATCC 42464, 2265 nucleotides. RefSeq lists its product as uncharacterized. Gene Ontology annotation, biological process: nucleolar large rRNA transcription by RNA polymerase I. Gene Ontology annotation, molecular function: RNA polymerase I core promoter sequence-specific DNA binding; TBP-class protein binding. Gene Ontology annotation, cellular component: RNA polymerase I core factor complex. The transcript has a single exon. Bases 692 to 2143 code for a protein of 483 amino acids. The record is from RefSeq and is a predicted model, not a curated record. Lineage: Eukaryota; Fungi; Ascomycota; Sordariomycetes; Sordariales; Chaetomiaceae.
CACGGCUGCAACCAUUGCCCGCGGUUGCCCCAUCUCAGGUUGUCGCCGAAUCGAGAGCGCGAGCCCAACGCCGUCUGAAGCAGAUAAUAACUCGAGUCGCGGCUCUCCGCGCGGGUUGCGGCUUCUUGCCCGGUAUUGUCGGAGCUGCAUGCCAGUCCUUUGACCCUCCAUGACGCGUUGUGUUUGUCGCACCUCCUGCCUGCACGUAAACAAGUAAACAAUCAACGCAUGACGCGCGUCACCGGUCGUCCCCCUCCAAACCGCUGCGCUGUUUUGCGCUCCUGCCAGACUGUCGAUGCGUCUGAGGAUGAUGCCAACAACGAAGAAGAAGCUGGGCUCGAUCGGCUUGUUUAUGCGGCAAGCCGACGGGAGCGUGGUCGCUGGUGGUGGUGGCCCGCAGGCCGGGAGCACUAGCAGCCCCCGGGCUGCCGGAGGGCCAGUGGGCCACCCUGCCCCUGCAACGCCUGCCCCUGCUUUGUCAGGCCCGGGGCCUCGAAGCGCGAGCGCGACGGGCCCAUCGCAACUUCCGCAGUUGCAGCCACCCAACGAGAUUGUCGCGGCUCGGCAAGAACGUCAACUGCCUGACACGCCUGCAACUUCCAGGUCAAUACCCGUGCCCAAGAUUGGCCGAUACGCGGCCACGUCCCAGCCAACCGCGCCCAUGAGCCUCCCUUUGCAGCAUCUUCACCCAAUGCAGCGGAGCAGGACGUCCGCCUCAGACACGGCACGUGAGGCCCCGCGGGGCCACAACGCCUGGGAAGACUCGACCGUGGCCUCCAUGUUUGGCGACAACGAGAGCAGGGCUGGCUCGGAGAGGCUUCGUGUGCCCCAGGCAGGCCACAGCCGCCACUACAGCGAUGUUCCGCCGCCGCAGAGGGCAUUGCCCCGCCCACCCAGCCGCGCCCAGCACAAGCACGACGAGAGGCUGCCGUUCGUUAUUGGCGAGAACGGAAUGCUCAAGGUCAUCCCGCCGCCCAGUGCUCAGAAAGCCCCCGAGACAGCUCCUGCCCCAUUGGCCCUCAAUGCCACGCCGAGUGGCGAUAUCUUCGACGACCAGAGCGUCAGGCAGGACGAACCUGAUCAUGAGGUCCGUCGGAUCUUCGAAACGCCCACCAAAACCAACGGGCUUAGGCGCACCAAGCUCGCGUACCGAGAGAACCGCGAUCUCAGAAGCAACGCAUCACCAGAGCGGGUUGGCCCGGGGUAUUCGCCCGAGUCGCAGACCGUGAGCCUGUCGCCGGAGAGACAGACGGAGGCGGGCGGCCACAUCGACAAGAUAAGGUUACAGGAGCGCCUGGCACGCGAGCGCGAGCGCCAACGUGAGCGCGAGCGUGAACGUGAACGUGAGAGGGAACGGGAGAAAGAACGGCAGCGGGAGCAAGAGCGGAACAUCCAGAAUCAACAGCCGAAUCCUUUCGAGACCCUGACGCCCGUCGACUUCGACGAUCCCGACUUCAACGACACCAAGGCAGCCGUCGUCGCGUCAAGUUCUGCCAUCGACGCGGACGCGCUCAAGGAAGCUCUAGAGCGCACUCCGCGGGCUAAUCGGCAACCACAGAAGCAGCUGUUCGCACCGCAGAACCACAACAACCUCCUCGGCGAGGCUCCCCCACCCCUCGGCCGCACAGCCAGCCGCCGACAGAAAUCACCAACCAAGGAGCUGGCCCCGAACGCAGCUCCCACCACAAUAUCCCGGAAACGCCGCCAAAGCCUCGACUACAACGACGCCGAGCUACACGCCAUGAGCUACUCAGAGCUGCGCAACCAAGAUUUCGACUUUGACCCGCAGACCGCAGCGCUCCAGCAACCGUCUCUUCCGCCAACAGGGGGCAGCAUCCAGGAGCGGCUCGAGCACUACAAAUCAAAGGGCACUCUCGACCAGCACCAGUUCUUCACCCAGAUCUCGAUAGAGGAGUGGGACGAGGCGGGCGACUGGUUCCUAGAGCAAUUUGGAACCGUCAUGCAGCGGUUGAGGGAGGCGCGCAGGACAAAGCGGCGGCUAGUACAGCAGUAUGAGGAGGAGAUAGCCGCGAGAGAAGAGGCAGUGCGCGGCAAGAUCGAGAAUAUUGGACGAACGCUGGAAGAGCUUAAGAAGGAGGGCCAGACGAUGAUGGAAGGGAAAGAUGUGGAUAUGGAGUUUUAGGUGAUACGUGGUGAAUGGAUGGUGAUUGCGGGAGUGAGUGCCCAAGGGGGGUGUGGAAGGCGCGGCGAUGUCGCUGCAUGGUAGGGGUGUGUAUAAGAAUGAUUUCCGGUCGAUCCUGUUCU